AUGCCAAAUCAGCAAGUGAGACCACAAGGAGGUGCAUUCCACCAUGCAUCAGGAAGUAAUUCGAAACUAGCAGCGCCUUCAUCAAAUCAAGAGAUGUCACCUUUCGAGAAAGCAAUGAUGGAGUUUAUGAUCAAAAAAGAUCAAAAGACCGAGGCACGUAAUGUCAAUGAUAAGAGGCAAUGCAAUGCCAUCACACUUAGAUUGGGAAAGGAGUUAGCUCCAAAGAAUCAUGACUUACCAGUCACCGAUGAUGAGAAACACCCGGUAAGUGUUGAGACUCAUAAGAAGAAGCAAGAAUUGAAAGAUGAUGAAAAAGAGUAUGUCGAGAUUGAGGACAUAACUGAUGAGGAGUACGGGCAGAAGAAAGUGAACAAGGAAGGUCCAACAAGUUCAAGUCCAAGUGCUGGAAAUCAAAAGAAGGCCCAAGAAAAACAUGCUCGAACUAGUGCGGCAGUUGCACCAACAAAUUUGCCUUUCCCACCUAGGCAAAGUAAAUCCAAAGUCGAUGAUGGGCAAUUUAAAAAGUUUUUAGAGAUCCUUUCUCAACUUCAUAUCAACAUCCCUUUUGUUGAAGCCUUGAAACAAAUGCCCACAUAUGCAAAGUUUAUGAAGGAUGUUCUUACAAAGAAAAGAGUUUUUGGAGAAUUUGAGACUAUUGCAGUGACAAAAAGUUGCACGUCAAUAAUCCAAAACAAAUUGCCCGUGAAAAAGGAUGAUCCAGGUGGUUUCGUUCUACCAUGUACAAUUGGAAAGUUAGACAAGAUAGGCUUAUGUGAUUUGGGAGCAAGCAUAAAUUUGAUGUCUUUGUCUAUUUUCCAAAGAUUGGGAAUUGGAGAAGCUAGGCCAACCACUAUCUCACUCCAGCUGCCAGAUCGAUCAGUGGUAUAUCCAGAAGGUAAAAUCAAGGAUAUUGUUAUCAAAAUCAACAAUCUCUUUGUUCCUGCGGAUUUUAUCAUUUUGGAUUAUGAAGCCGAUGACGAUUGUGGAAUAAUUUUGGGAAGGCCAGUUUUAGCUACAGCUGGAGCUUUGAUUGAUGUAAAAAAAGAGAAGUCACAUUGA
Messenger RNA from Lactuca sativa (garden lettuce), 1059 nucleotides. The record is from RefSeq and is a predicted model, not a curated record. NCBI's taxonomy places the organism in Eukaryota, Viridiplantae, Streptophyta, Magnoliopsida, Asterales, Asteraceae.